Messenger RNA from Etheostoma cragini (Arkansas darter), 1002 nucleotides. It is a transcript of the gene ubald1a, whose product is annotated as UBA-like domain containing 1a. The record is from RefSeq and is a predicted model, not a curated record. Bases 176 to 661 code for a protein of 161 amino acids. The transcript is spliced from 3 exons. Gene Ontology annotation, molecular function: protein binding. NCBI's taxonomy places the organism in Eukaryota, Metazoa, Chordata, Actinopteri, Perciformes, Percidae.
UAAUGCUCCUUCCACUACCGCUCCUACAGUAAAUAUUUGUGUUUGCUCAACCGGCUGUAAUGGUGGAAGACUGAGGUAGAGAAACGGAAUACAACUAGAGGGAAGAAAGAGGAAAAACGGUCGAAAGUCGGUUUUAGAGCCAGUCGCCGCCAGCAGGACACGGGCUUCGUCGAAAAUGGAUGAACUCAAACAUCAAGUCAUGAUUAACCAGUUCGUCCUGACGGCGGGUUGUGCGGCAGACCAAGCGAAGCAGCUUUUGCAAGCGGCACAUUGGCAGUUCGAGACUGCCCUCAGUGCCUUUUUUCAAGAAACAAAUAUUCCGUACGGCCAUCAUCAUCAAAUGAUGUGCACCCCAGCCAACACACCAGCGACACCCCCCAACUUCCCGGACGCGUUGACCAUGUUCUCCAGGCUGAAGGCGUCCGAGAGCUUCAACAGUGGCAGCGGCGCCAGUUCCAUGGCUGCCUCCAUGGCCACCUCACCCCCCCAGGUCGGCGGCUGGGGGUUCUCACCAAACGUUCCUAAUGUGCCGCAACCUCCACAUGGACUCUGGACUCAGGGGCAGCCCCCCACGCAGCCCUGCCCCUCCUGGCCCACGGGCGUAAACCCCCAUGCAGGUGCUGAGCAGAAGGCUAGUGUAGUGAUGGAGGCUGAGAGAUGAAGGGCAGCAUGGGACUGAAAAGCCCCCGUUUCCACCCCGGGGAGGGAGGGGAACAGGAGGAUAAAUGCGGGGAGGGCGGAAGAUGAUAAUGGGUAGAAAUGGGUUUUGAUCUUUUUUCCCAAAAUACGGAUGGAUAUGGAAAUAGACGAAAGCUACGCAAAGAUACCAAGAAAAACUCAAUGUGGACAAUUUAAGAAGAGGAGAAAACCAAUGCAAAUGUCAAUACAAAAAUAGAAGAAGAAAACGAUGCACACACACACAUAGUAAUAAGAGAGCAACUGAAAUCUUUGUUAGUUUUUCCUAAAUAAAUGCGUAGAAAAAAAAAAUAUUCUUGAACUUAA